Molecule: messenger RNA, 303 nt
Organism: Cordyceps militaris CM01
Lineage: Eukaryota; Fungi; Ascomycota; Sordariomycetes; Hypocreales; Cordycipitaceae
Exons: 3
Coding region: 1-303 (100 amino acids)
Source: RefSeq, a predicted model, not a curated record
AUGCGCCCUGACCAAAAAUGGGUGGGCAAACGCGGCUCCUUGCACUCCAAGAGUGCAAGGGAGGGGAAACAGUACGGCUGGGAUACCUUGACGCGCUGGCUGGGCAUCACGCGUCGCGCAUGCCAGGGUCACGAAUCGAGGUGGCUGGACCGUUACGGCGGCGAAUGGGGCUUGGUCCAUACGGAUUCAAACAGCCCGAAAAGCACUUACCACGGACCCACCCAAAACACGCUUCGACGCGUCGAGCUUCACGUGACGGCAUACAUUAGCUUGUACAAAAACCUCUUCGCCACCGGUCACUAA